Messenger RNA from Anthonomus grandis grandis, 3094 nucleotides. RefSeq names its product lactase/phlorizin hydrolase-like. Gene Ontology annotation, biological process: carbohydrate metabolic process. NCBI's taxonomy places the organism in Eukaryota, Metazoa, Arthropoda, Insecta, Coleoptera, Curculionidae. The record is from RefSeq and is a predicted model, not a curated record. The transcript has 23 exons. Gene Ontology annotation, molecular function: beta-glucosidase activity. Bases 99 to 3020 code for a protein of 973 amino acids.
AAUAGCACUCAAGGUUGUUAUUUUAAUUUACGUAAUUAUUUUACAUUACACCAUUAAUCGGUUUUAUAACAUUGUCUUUAAUGUAUUGCACUUAAAUAAUGAAGUUUCCAAAUUUUAUUUUCCUCUGCCUCUUAGGGAUUAUCAGUUCCAAAGCAGAUGAAAAUAUAACGGCCAAAUAUUUUCCUGAAUCUUUUAAAUUUGGAGUAGCAACUGCAGCUUACCAAAUAGAAGGCGCGUGGGACGAAGAUGGAAAAGGUGAAAAUAUGUGGGAUAGGUUCCUUCAUGAUAAUUCCAGUAGAACCACUGAUGGAAAAAACGCUGACGUAGCAUGCGACUCUUACCAUAAGUGGAGGGAAGAUAUUGAACUUCUUAAGGAGUUUGGAGUAAGCGUAUACAGGUUCUCUAUUUCCUGGGCAAGGAUCCUUCCAGAUGGCACCACCAACAAGAUUAACCAGGCUGGCGUUGAUUAUUAUCUAAAUAUCCUAAAAGAGCUUAAAGCAAACAAUAUCGAACCACUUGUAACCUUGUAUCAUUGGGACUUACCUCAACACCUUAGCGAACUAGGGGGUUGGCUUAAUCCCCAAAUAGCAGACUAUUUUGGCGAAUAUGCCAGAACGGUUUUUAGGUUAUUUGGUGAUUAUGUUAAAAUGUGGGCUACAGUAAACGAACCAAAAUCAACUUGUCUCUUGGGUUAUGGUAAUACCAUGAAUGCACCCGGUGUGGCUUUGAUUGGUGAUGGUGUUUAUCAAUGUGCCAAAAUUCAACUGUUGGCACAUGCUAAAGCUUAUCAUAUUUAUCAUGAUAACUUUGCUGCAGUACAAGGAGGCAAAAUCAGUUUGGUUCUUGAUACCCCUUGGCAUGAGCCUGCUAGUGAUAGUGAUUUAGAUAAAGAAGCUGCUGAAAGGGAAUUCCAGUUUGGAUUUGGUUGGUAUGCAAACCCAGUAUACGUGGGCGAUUGGCCCGAAAUGAUGAAAACUAGAAUCGCCGAUAGAAGUACACGAGAAGGCUUAGCCUUCUCCAGAUUGCCAGAAUUUACCGCAGAAGAAAUCAACUACAUCAAUGGCACUUUUGACUACUUUGGCCUUAACAUCUACACCGGGUACUUAGUAAACUACAUUGACGAUUAUCCAGUAGGCACUCCUAGCUACUGGUCAGACAAAGGAAAUAAUGUGUAUAGCGACCCCUCUUGGCCUCAGUCUUCAACAGAUUGGCUAAGGUACUAUCCAGAAGCAAUAAGAAAACUUGUCAAUUAUGUCAACGACAAAUACAACCCUGGUGAGAUUUUUAUUACUGAAAAUGGGUGGGCUGAUACUGGAGUAAUAGAUGAUCAGGAUAGGGUUAGAUAUCACAGGGGAUACUUGAGCAACCUUUUGGAUGCUAUACUAGAAGAUGGCGUCAAUGUCGUUGGUUAUACUGCAUGGAGUCUUAUGGAUAACUUUGAGUGGGCAUCAGGAUAUACGCAAAGGUUAGGGUUAAUCCAUGUGGAUCAUGAUAGUCCAAAUAGAACCAGAACCUGGAAGUCAUCUGGAAAGUAUUAUCAGCAAGUUGUUAAGACAAGGUGUUUAGUUGAUUCAUGGAUCAUCCUCUUUGCAUUGGCCGCUCUUUCCAGAGCUGAAGACGUCAAAAAGUUCCCAGAUAAUUUUAAAUUCGGUUCAGCUGGUGCCUCUUAUCAAAUUGAGGGUGCCUGGAAUGAAGAUGGAAGAGGACCAAGUAUCUGGGACACUUUUGUGCAUACACCAGGUCAUGUCAAGAAUAAUGCUACUGGCGAUAUAGCUUGUGACUCGUACCACAAAUACAAGGAAGAUGUGGCCAUUUUAAAAGAUCUGGGUGUUCAGGUGUACAGAUUCUCCAUUUCUUGGUCCAGAAUUAUGCCAGAUGGUACCCCAUAUCAAAUUAAUCAAGCUGGUAUCAACUAUUAUUUAAAUCUUAUUAAGGAACUCCAAGCCAACGGUAUUGAACCUCUAGUUACUUUAUACCACUGGGACCUCCCUCAAAACUUAGAGGAUCUUGGGGGCUGGCUUAAUCCUCAAAUUGCGGACUACUUUGGGGACUAUGCAAGAGUAGUUUACAAAUAUUUGGGUCCCUAUGUCAAAUAUUGGGUAACCAUUAACGAACCGGGAACCACUUGUGCCACUGGCUAUGGACAGGGUAUUCAUGCUCCAGGAAAGUAUCUUAUCGGUGAUGGUAUUUACCAAUGUGCUGCCAACAGUAUCAGAGCCCAUGCCAAGGCUUACCAUAUUUAUGAUGAUGAAUUUAGAGCAGAACAAGGAGGUAAGGUAACUUUAAACAUCCCUAGUGCCAUGUACUAUCCAAAAACCAAUAGCAGCAAAGAUAUUGAAGCAGCUGAAAGGUCUUUUGAAUUCAAUGUUGGUUUGUAUGCUAACGCCAUCUACAAGGAAAACUGGCCACAAGUAGUAAUCGAUCGCAUUGCCAACAGGAGCAAGUUAGAAGGCUACUCCUUUUCCAGACUUCCAGAAUUCACUAAGGAAGAAAUCGAUUACUUUAAAGGGACCUACGAUUACUUUGCCCUUAACAUGUAUACUAGCUCUAUAAUUGAAUAUGCUGAUGAAUGGGACAUCCAGAAGCCAACUUACUGGCUUGAUAUUGGAACUAUUGGUUCAGUAGAUCCCUCAUGGCCUCAAUCUGCAUCCUCAUGGCUCAACUCUGACCCUCCUGGCAUCAGACAUAUUUUGAAUUACAUAAACGACAAAUACAAUCCAGGAGAGUUUGUAAUUACCGAAAAUGGUUGGUCUGACUUGGGAGAUCUAGAUGACCAAGGCAGAAUUACUUAUUUUAAGGGUUAUUUGAGUAAUAUUUUAGAUGCUAUUUUAGAAGAUGGAGUUAAUGUAACUGGGUAUACUUUGUGGAGUUUGUUGGAUAACUUUGAAUGGGCUGAAGGAUAUACUCAAAGGUUCGGUAUUGUUCAAGUGGACUUUGAUAGUCCAAACAGGACCAGGACAUAUAAGAGUUCAGCUGAAUGGUACAAGAGAGUGGUGGCUGCCAGAGCGAUUGUGGAUUAGAUUGUCUGCUUAUAAAUUAUUAAUAUAAAAUGUGUGUAAACAAAAUAAAUGAAUUAAUUAAAAAAAGCAACAAA